Messenger RNA from Dermacentor silvarum, 2711 nucleotides. RefSeq names its product calcium-activated chloride channel regulator 2-like. The record is from RefSeq and is a predicted model, not a curated record. The transcript is spliced from 12 exons. The coding region runs from base 69 to 2705 and encodes 878 amino acids. NCBI's taxonomy places the organism in Eukaryota, Metazoa, Arthropoda, Arachnida, Ixodida, Ixodidae.
CCUCGUUUUGCGGAGACGCUCGGCCCUACACAGUCUCAUCAGGAGGGUGCGGGGAAAAGGGAGACUUCAUGCACCUUCCAGCAGAGUACCUCCUCAACCUGAGUCCCUUGACGGCAGAAAAAAAAGAAAGUUCUGCGUACACUUUCGUACAUGAGUGGGCGCACCUGCGCUAUGGAGUAUUUGACGAGUACGGUAGACGGGGAGAUCCUGAGUAUCCGGAAACGUACUGCGAGGGACGCAAGCUGAAGCUGAACGCCUGUUCGAAAAUCCUGGUUUUCACCGCUGCACGACAUGACGGUUCAGCAUGCAGUAAGGAUAACGAGUGCAACUUUGAGAAAAAUUGCAUCAUCUCGCCAUUUAUUCCCGCGGAACACCCUGCAGAAAGCUCCAUCAUGUUCAUGCCGUACGUGAAAAACAUUUCUCAUUUCUGUGAAUCGGGUCAAGGCCUUCGCAUGCACAACUACGAAGCUCGGACAACGCAAAACGUGAUGUGUAAACGAAAGUCUGCCUCGGAUGUCAUCCUCUCGAACGAUGACUUCAAAAAGCUAGCAGCCCCGAACUUGUCUAAGCGCAUCCAUGUCACCUUUGAAGAAGCGCAGCGAGGUGACCAACCUCAAAAAGUUGUUGUGGCUUUGGAUACGUCAAGCAGUAUGAAGACAAAUGAUCGGAUUAAUUUUUUGAAGGAAGGCCUUCAGGCUUACAUAAAAAACAUACCUGAUGGCAAGAUAAGACUGGCUAUACUGGAAUUCAGCAACAACGCCACACUACUUCACAAUGUGCUUCUUGUGAAUUCGACCACUCGUCAAAGGUUUGUUGCCACAGUGAACGCUCUGAAAGCUGAUAGGAGGACGUGCAUCGGUUGCGCACUUAAACUGGCUAUACAGGUGCUGAACAAACCCAAUGACCCUCCACAUGGCUCCAUCGUCAUGUUGGUCACUGAUGGUGCGGAAAACGCGAAGCCCUACCUGAGGAGCAUGAUUCCAAGCCUCGUGAAUUCUCUCGUUGAAGUGAGCACGUUUGCACUCGGAACCGCUGCAGAUCCCAAGCUCGAAGAACUAGCUGCUGCAACGAACGGCAGGGUGUUCUAUUUCCCGAACAGUCAAAAAUUCGCUGCCGUCCGCAUGGAAGUGGCCCUUCAGACAGCCAGCACGCCCGGAAUGGUAGAUUCUGCAUGGCCCAUUAUGGUUUUGCACGACGAAAAAAACUUCACCAAUCAGAUCAGUGUCGAAUUCCCCAUCGAUAUUGGUUUGACAAAGAAAGCAACAGUCUUAACAAGAGCUCGUCCGGAGCAAAAUAUCCGGACAUGGCUUAUCGACCCUCAUGGAAAGAACUGUACAAGCUGCCGUACGGUUGUCAUUAGUCACGUUGUCAAUAUAACCAUACCGGACCCAGCACCGCCGGGUAUUUGGACGCUUCGGGUCAAAAGUACCAACAAUGAUCCUAUGGACAUCAGCGUGAGGGUGAUGGCACAACCUGAAGACAAUACGGAACCCAUUAUUACCACCUGCAAAAUGACAAGUAUGGAGCCUGGACAUAAAUCCACUUUUGCCGUCAUUGUCGACGUCACCAAAGGGAAGCAGAUUGUCUUGAAGGCGAGAGUUGUUGCCUAUGUGACUGACCCGCAUGGUCGAAUGACUACCUUGACACUUCACGACAACGGCGAAGUGCCUGAUGUGUAUCCUGAUGACGGAAAGUACAGUGGAUAUUUCAUCGAAUUUACUGGAAAAGGAAGGUACGCCGUGAAGGCACGCGUGAAUGGUAAUGAGACGAGAAAAUCCUGCUGCGCAACUUGUUCUGGAAGCGCCAUUACGCCCCGCAGGUUGCUGACGUUACCAUCUGGACGUUGCAAACUAUCCGGUGAAUAUGACAUAAGCUGCUUUCCCACCAGCAACGAAAGUUUCCGGGCGGCCCCGCCACCACCAGGGGAGCCCAUCGGCCCUUUCCAGAGGGAGGUCGAUGGAGGAUCAGUCAUUGUGCCAUAUGACCUGGAGAAACACAUGGUGCCUCCAGUGACUGUCAGGAACCUAAAAGUUUCUAACGCGGUACCAGGAAAAAAUGGCACUCUUCUGGCGAACUUGACCUGGACAUGGCCAGGGAAGCACAUGACUCAUGGAACUGCGUCGUCAAUUGAUAUCCGAGCGAGCAAAGACUUCAAAAGUCUGGACGACCACUUCGAGUCCCAAGUGCAGAUCGACUCAACGAGUUUGGUUCAGGGCGACUUGAUACCCAGACCGGGAGGAACAACUAACGUUGUGACGAUCUCGCUUACACCUGAAUUGGCAGAGGAAAGAGAAAAUUUCACAAUGUGGAGAGUGAAGUUUGCUCUUAGAGUGAACAAUAGCUACGGCCUGAUGUCCGGGAUAUCAAACAUAGCGCAGCUGGCCUACGACGAUUGGUCGAAAACUGAAGGUAUCUACCAUGGCAAGAAGUACACCCCAAAGGUUCCAGAAGGCCUGCCGGCCAGGCCCACGACAGCUGGGAAAAGUAGCCCGAAAUCCACACAAGAUAACUCUGCCGAGGAUGAGAGCGAUGACGGCACUUCAUCUACGUCCCUAAUUCCAUGGCUCCUGGCUCUUCUUGUGGCAGCAGUAGUGGUGGGUUCUGCUGUGCUGUGGAUCCUCAAAAGAAGCAAGGGUGGAAGUGAUUCUCUAGUUGGCGAAAAGGGUGUUGCAGAACUGGCUGAGACAACAAGUGCGCCACCGUGAAAGUGU